AUGACAUUUUACAAUCAUUUUUCUGAAUUUUGUAUUUUGACCUAAACCAAAUCAAUUUUUGUUAUUCUGUAAUUAUGGACAUUGAUUACGAAGAGUUAUACAAAUGGGUCGACAGCCAUUCUAUUAGUAGGCCAAAACGAAACCUUAACAGAGAUUUUUCAGAUGCUGUACCUUUAGCAGAAAUACUAAAACAUCACUAUCCUAGAUUAGUCGAGUUGCACAACUACAGUCCUGGAAAUGCUUUCUCCAAUAAAAUGAUCAACUGGAACACCAUCAAUAAGAGAGUUCUUAAUAAACUAAAUAUAAACUUAAACAGAAAGAAGCAAGAAGAUCUAGCACUUGGGAAACCAGAGGCCAUAGCUAAGUUACUUAGUAUGAUCAAAACUAAAGUAGAAUCAAAGUCGGCUCGUGGCGAUGAGAAAGACCAAGGUAAUAAAGUGUAUUAUAUCGAAAAUGGUAACAAUCUCUCUUCUGCAGAAGAUAUCGUUCCCGUUAAAAUAAAUAAUGGAUCUGAGAUGAUAGACAAGAAAUUAGUACCUGCUGAACUAUUUGAAAACAUGGAAAAAGAAUUAGCGCAAAAGGAAGAAGCAGUAAAUCUCUUGACAAGUAAGGUAGACCAUUUAGAAAAAUUAAUAGCUAUUAAGGAUGAAAGAAUUAAGGAUUUAACAACGCAAAUGCAAGCGAUUAUUAAUAGUACAAAUGGAUCAACUUCGAAUUUGCUGUCUCCAAAGGCCAGGUUUUUUAAAAAUUUAUUUUAAAUUUUGUUUGUAAAAAUUUUUACGUCAUAUAUAUCAAUAUACGAAUAUACAGAUUAUUA
Molecule: messenger RNA, 817 nt
Organism: Diabrotica balteata
Lineage: Eukaryota; Metazoa; Arthropoda; Insecta; Coleoptera; Chrysomelidae
Source: the annotation of a GenBank genome assembly